UGUUUUGAUCGUGUUACAUAUACGUAGUUUCUGUCUGCCGAAGCUAGUGGUAAUUUUCGAUUUUCAGUCAGAAAAUAGCCGGAUUAGGGAAAAAUCAGUUGCCGUGUGUAACAGCGUUAUCCGAUAAUAUUAGAGCAGAACUUGUUGAUUUUUGGUAUGUACAAGAUAAGCCGCUAGUUGUGUGACAUCAAUAGUUUGAAACAAAUCCGUUCGAUUGUGAUUCACCCAGAAGGCACGCUGACUAAGUUUCCAUACGUCAUAGCUGCGACUAAGCCUCUGGAUGUGCGGUGUUGUCACCUGUGCUGCUCCAACGAGCCAUCGGCACCUGAAAUGAGCAGCCAAAGUCACAAGAUGUCCGGACCGCACCAGUCGACUGCCAGCAAACCGGUGAGCGAAGAGAUAGCUCUGACGGCUCAAUUUAGCGAACAGAUGGCUCAACUCUGCAUGUCGAACGAUUAUUCCGAUGUGACGUUCAUAGUCGAGAAUGAAAAGUUACCGGCGCAUCGGGUUAUUCUGGCCGCGCGGAGUGAAUACUUUCGGGCUCUUCUGUACGGUGGUUUGUCGGAGUCGCAUCAAGAUGAAAUUCACCUGAAGAUCCCGUUGAAGGCGUUCAAAGCGCUGCUGAAAUAUAUUUACUCCGGAAAUAUGUCCCUUGCGCAGAUGAAGGAAGAAAACAUACUCGAUACGUUGGGUUUAGCUAAUCAGUACGGAUUCACCGAUCUGGAAAUUGCCAUCUCGGAUUACCUCCGGCAGGUUUUAUCGCUGAAUAAUGUGUGCGCAAUUCUAGAUGCCGCCAAAUUGUUUGGUCUCGAUGGACUGAUUAACGUCUGCCAUUCAUUUCUGGAUCGGAAUGCGGGCGAAAUUCUGCAACACGAAACCUUCAAGAGUCUGUCGGAAGAAUCGAUUUGCAGUCUGUUGAUGAGGGAUUCUUUUUUUGCGCCGGAAGUACAGAUUUUUCAGGCGGUUGAUGAAUGGAGCAAGUACAACGGAGAGGGCGUCAAUGUCGAAGCGGUCGUUUCGAAGGUUCGUUUUUCGUUAAUGACACUGGAACAGUUACUGCAUGUCGUGCGGCCGUCCGGUAUAUUGGAUCCGGAUCAUCUGUUGGAUGCGAUCGCCGAUAAAACAGCAUCCACUCAGCUACCGUACCGAGGCGCGUUGUGGCCAGAAGAGAAUGUAGCCUGUAAGGAGUUCAGUUCGCGUACCGUUCAAGGCGAGUACAGACCGGCAUUACUGGAUGGCGAUACGAACUCGUACGACAUGGACAAAGGUUACACGCGGCAUUCGAUCAGCGAUACAGGCGUUUCGCCGGGAAUCAUUGUUCAGCUCGGGAAAAUGUUCAUAAUUAAUCACAUUAAAAUUCUUCUGUGGGAUCGGGAUACGAGGUCAUACUCGUACUAUGUGGAAGUUUCGGUUGAUCAAGCGAACUGGGAACGGGUAGUAGAUCAUACAGAUUACUUUUGUCGAUCGUGGCAGUUCCUGUACUUUCCGUCGCGGGCCGUUCGCUAUAUUCGGCUAGUUGGAACUCACAAUACGGUCAACAACAUAUUCCAUGUGGUCGCUUUGGAAGCGAUGUACACUGAGAAAACGAUUCCGGUAGUGAAUGGCAUCGUCGCGCCCCACUCGAACGUGGCUACGGUGGAUCGAAGUGCUACCGUAGUGGAGGGAGUGAGCCGCACCCGAAACGUGCUGUUGAAUGGUGAUGUGAAAAAUUACGAUUGGGAUUCGGGAUACACAUGUCAUCAGCUGGGCAGUGGAGUAAUUUUGGUUCAGCUCGGUCAACCGUACUGGAUCGGUUCAUUGCGACUGUUGCUGUGGGACUGUGAUGAACGGUCGUACAGUUUUUACAUCGAAACUUCAACCAAUUUGAAACAAUGGGAUAUGGUUGUCGAUAAGAAAAAUGAACUGCUGAAAUCCUGGCAACACUUCACAUUUGACCCGAAAAUUGUUGUGUACAUCAAAAUAGUCGGAACUCACAACACAGCCAAUGAGAUUUUCCACUGUGUACACUUCGAGUGCCCAUCGCAGGAUCCAAAGUACGUCAAGAAUAAUAUGCGCGACGGAAUGCUUCUUCUGGGGUUGACGGGAAGUUCCUUACAGCCGGCCAUAGCAGGUAGCAGUGCACUGGCGGCAUCGGCAUCAGCAAGUCCCGAAACAACCGAACCACAACCCAGUACAAGUCGGGAAAGUACUGUCUCUACUCGGGAACUUGUGGAUUGAGAAUUGCCGAUAAUUUUUCUAAUUGAAAAACUGUCACUGUUAUUUUAGUCGAAAUGGAAACGGAAAACGAUAACUUAUUUUUACUUAGCUACCAGCACAGUUCAUCACGUUUUAUGCAGAUUUAUGUCUAUAAAAUAUUGCUCGAAAUUUAAAAACUUUUAAAAUAUUUGAAGACAAACAUUACAUAAUGUAUUAGUUUGCUUUCUCUUUCGCCUUUUGCGGUACUACCGUCAAUCCUUUCUUCUGAUUCGUUUCAUAGAAUUAUUAUUAAAAUCACAAACUUUCGAACUGAACGUAAGAAAUUAUUGAAAGAGAAAGUAAACAAAACGAAACUGCACGUCGAUCCAUUUCUAAUGCUUGUCGAAAUUUAUUUGUCAAAUUUUGAUAAUGGCUUCUAUUAUUCAAGAAUGCACUGUAAUUCAAAGGACUUUGAAAAAGUUUUUCUUGAAGGAUAACUAUAUAUUCAAACAUACUUGUCACUAGAUGUCAAGUACAUUACGAUUACUUGUAUAUUUUAUUUAUUUUUACACAUCGACUGUUUCGAUGAUAUUUUAUCAUAAAGAAUGAGGAAAUAAAUUAUGUUUAUUCGAUUCAAUUUA
Malaya genurostris is the source of this 2816-nucleotide messenger RNA. It is a transcript of the gene BTBD9, whose product is annotated as BTB/POZ domain-containing protein 9. The coding region runs from base 331 to 2217 and encodes 628 amino acids. Gene Ontology annotation, biological process: modulation of chemical synaptic transmission; adult locomotory behavior; circadian behavior. Lineage: Eukaryota; Metazoa; Arthropoda; Insecta; Diptera; Culicidae. The transcript has 4 exons. Gene Ontology annotation, molecular function: protein binding. The record is from RefSeq and is a predicted model, not a curated record.